AUGUCACUGCCAUACGUGCCAGUGGGCAUACCAGUCUACAAAACCAUUGAGCACAACGGCGCCAACUUCAACACUGUAAUCUGGUCCCACCAAGGAGCAUUCAAUGGAAAAAGAAUCCUUUUUGUUCACGGGUUUGGUGAGCGUGUUGAGGUGUAUUCUCAAUUUUUUGACCGUUUGACUAGUUUCGGGUUCGAUGUAUUUGCCUUUGACCAGAGAGGUUUUGGCAAGACUGGCGAAGAAUGGUCAGCUCGGGGUUUCACUAAUAAUUACCACACUUUUGAUGAUCUGGAGUUCUUUAUCACUUUGAAUCUCAAUGAACUAGCAAAAGAAGACAAACUGUGUCUUGUGGGUCAUUCUAUGGGUGGAGGGAUCGUUCUUGAGUACGCCAGUGUCGGGAAACAGAAGGACAAACUUUACAAGAUUGCCUGUACCGGUCCUGAGAUUUUGCUUAGUCCCGAAAUCAAGCCUAAUCUACUAUUGGAAUGGACAGUCAGAGGACUUGCUCAGCUUCCCUACCUCAAGAAGACUAAAUUCUAUCCCAAGAUCAAAUUUGAAUUGGUAACUCACGAUGUCGGGUAUCAGGACUAUUUGAAGGCUGACGAACUAAUGGCCCCAGUGGGAACCUUGGUCAUGUUAAGAGAUAUGGUUCUGCGAGGUCGUGGGCUGCUUACCGAAGAGAAUAUGACCAAAUUGAGAGGCGAUUUGCCUUUACUGAUUGUUCAAGGUGAGGAGGACAAGUUGAGUUUGGCGGCCGGUGCUGUUCAGUAUUGCAAGGAGGCUAAUAGGGUAAAGGGAAACGAUUUGAGAUCAGUGAUUUUGAUUCCUGGAUGUUAUCACAGUUGUCUGAUAGAGUCCCCAGAAUACUAUGAUAAGGCCGAGGCUGCUAUAGUCAACUUCUUGAGCUCCUGA
Molecule: messenger RNA, 909 nt
Organism: Kuraishia capsulata CBS 1993
Lineage: Eukaryota; Fungi; Ascomycota; Pichiomycetes; Pichiales; Pichiaceae
Exons: 2
Coding region: 1-909 (302 amino acids)
Cellular component (GO): membrane
Molecular function (GO): lipase activity
Source: RefSeq, a predicted model, not a curated record